AUUCCACUCGCUAGGAUGUCCCGUGGGGAUAUCAAGAUCUGGGUGACCGGGUGACUCAAGUUGACCUUGUGAGAUUCAUGAUAAUUUGAUACAAAACCGAACAACUAAAACUACUUACUUAACCACUGUAGACAGGCUCAAGCACACUUGUCCCUCGGAACUCCUUACACAAUGGGAUCGAAUGUUCUCCUGAUUAUCCAUUACUAUAUAUCGAAUCAUUAAGUUCUUGGUGGCCUAGUGCUCAUACACCAUGGAGACUUCAAUGCUUUCAGGUCUCUCAGUCGUUCAGCCAGUACCUACAAAUCCGGCAAAGGAAGAUAUGUCUCGUCCAUUAACAGCCCCGCCAAUGACUACCUCGAGAACCCAUAUCGGUUCAGCCGAGAGAGAAUCUUUUGACCUCGAGAUUCUACCUGUCCGAGAUGAUCCAAAACCAGACAAUGCAUCUUCCGACCAUGUCGACGACUUAGAAAUGAGUCAACCUGAUCGUCCAGAUUCGAAUACUGAGACUGUCGAAGUUGCACCAACUAUCUGGGACCCCUUCAUGAACCGCUUCAGACUUAUCUCGACCUGUCUAUCCCAAAUAAAUAAUGCUCUUAGCGAUGGUGCUACUGGUGCUUUGAUCCCCUACAUGGAGAAGUACUAUGGCAUUGGCUAUGCCACUGUAUCCCUCAUAUUCGUCGGUAAAGCCAUUGGAUUCAUUGCAGCGGCCGUGUUCAUCGAUAUCCUUAAAGAAAAACUUGGUCGAGCCAAACUUCUUGGUUUGGGCCAGGCUCUCGUCACUCUGGCAUAUAUCCCCAUCAUCUGCGGCGCCCCUUUCAUCGUUGUCGUUCUAUCAUUCUUCUUUAUCGGCUUCAGCAUCUCGAUAAAUGUGGCCAUCGGAAACCUCUUCUGUGGUGGUCUCCAGAACGGAACGUUCAUGCUGGGUGUACAGCACGGGACUUACGGAAUAGGGGCGACAAUCGGCCCUCUCGUUGCGACCGCGCUCGUAACAGCUGCAAACACCGUGUGGAAUAAAUACUAUAUCAUAACCUGUGUGCUCGGAGCUUUAACCGUCGCAUUAGGAAUGUGGUCGUUUUGGAGAUACGAACAGGAGUUGAGUCCUGCGGCGCGCCAGAGAGAGACGGCUCAAGUUGGAGACUCUAUGUCGAACAGCAUCUUUCUUGCUAUGAAUUUGCGCAUCGUAUUCCUUGGUUCACUCUUCAUCUUUGCCUACCAGGGAGCCGAGGUUUCUAUCUCUGGCUGGGUCAUUUCUUUUCUCAUCAACGACCGCGAUGGUGAUCCUUCUUCAGUUGGUUAUGCAACAGCAGGUUUCUGGGCCGGUAUCACCAUCGGUAGAUUCCUCCUGUCUGCCCCUGCGCAGCGAAUCGGCGAGAAAACGCUUGUGUAUGGCCUCAUCAUAGGAGCCGUUGCUUUUCAGCUUCUCGUCUGGCUCAUUCCUAACAUCGUGGGCAACACUAUCGCCGUAUCUGUUGUCGGUCUUCUCCUUGGUCCUAUCUACCCAUGUGCCUCGGCUGUUUUCCUUCGAGGCAUGACUAGGCGGGAGGCUUUGACUGGUAUUGGCAUGAUUAAUGCUUGUGAUAGCGCAGGCGGAGCUAUUGCGCCCUUCGUUACGGGUCUUCUGGCCCAGGCGUUUGGCACCUUUGUCCUUCAUCCGAUUGUUAUUUUCUUGUUUGUUGUCAUGUUGUUGUGCUGGUACUUUCUUCCAGCUGAGGAAAAGAGGACGGAGUGACAAGGCGGUAUCAAAAGAGGGAAUAGGAAAUUGGAGAAUGCAUGAACAAGCGAAGUGACAUCAAGGUCGAAAUUAUAUAGGGAAUCGAUUCGAUCCAGGCUGACCAAGUCUAUUCACGAAUCUAUAAUGAAUCUAUGUGAUCUCCGUAGAUGGCUCGCA
Molecule: messenger RNA, 1888 nt
Organism: Fusarium odoratissimum NRRL 54006
Lineage: Eukaryota; Fungi; Ascomycota; Sordariomycetes; Hypocreales; Nectriaceae
Exons: 2
Coding region: 251-1729 (492 amino acids)
Biological process (GO): transmembrane transport
Cellular component (GO): membrane
Molecular function (GO): transmembrane transporter activity
Source: RefSeq, a predicted model, not a curated record